Molecule: messenger RNA, 3414 nt
Organism: Ipomoea triloba (trilobed morning glory)
Lineage: Eukaryota; Viridiplantae; Streptophyta; Magnoliopsida; Solanales; Convolvulaceae
Exons: 7
Coding region: 1-3414 (1137 amino acids)
Biological process (GO): DNA integration
Molecular function (GO): nucleic acid binding; zinc ion binding
Source: RefSeq, a predicted model, not a curated record
AUGGCUGAACAAGUUCCAAACCCACCCCUAACAUUAGAACAAAAAAUAGAUGCUCUAACCUUCACCAUGGACGGGUUACUCACACGAAUAACUAAUUUGGAACAACGCUCACAGCAAGUGCAACGACCACACACUGAUGAGCGACAAUUGCCACCAAUAGGGAGAGUGGAUCCUAGAUGUCAAAGGAUUCAACAACCUAAUGAGGAGUUAGGAACAUUAAACUUGAAAUUCCUGACUUCUCUGGGAAUUGUGCAAGGAUCCAUGUCAGUUGAUGAGUACCACCGAACUAUCAAUAUUUUACUUGAACAAGGGGGCAUACAUGAGGAAGAGAGAUAUGACACCCUUGAUGAUGCCUUGUAUGCUGCACGUGAAUCUGAAGCAAAAAUCAAAGAGAUGAAGAUUUACAAUCCCAACAAUGGUACAUCAAGAUGGAACAACACUCGUUCUACCCCUCAAAGGCGUGAUGAGCGUCCUCUCCCAAGAGAUGAUUCGCGAGACAAAGGUAAAGAAACGGUAAAUGAGGCAAUGAGACCUCAACGUGAUAGAGAAUUGAUUUGUUAUAGAUGUAACGGAAGAGGUCACUUGGCUCGUGAUUGCCCUAACAAGAGGAUAGUUAAUAUAACCAAACAAUUUGAAAAAUUUGCUUCUUGCCUUGAAUAUGAGUCUGAGGAUGAAGUUUGUGACAAUUUUGAAACCCCCAAUGAACAUGUUGAGGAGGAACCAUCCUUACCUCUAGAUUUUGAUUCUGAAUAUGCUGAUAGUGAGUAUGUUCAUACUCUUGUUGUUAAGAAGGUCUUGAGUGUUCACCCCUUAAAAGAAGAUGAGUCCCAAAGAGAAAAUAUCUUUUAUGCUAAAGGGUCAAUUAGAGGGAAUGCUUGUACUGUGAUAAUAGAUUCUGGAAGUUGCACAAAUGUGGCUAGUGUAGCUAUGGUUAAAUUUCUUCAAUUACCUUUGCUUGAUCACCCGAAUCCUUAUCGUUUGCAAUGGUUAACCGAUGUAGGAGAAGUUAGAGUAACCAAACAGGCUCUUAUUCCUUUAUCUAUUAACAUUUACUCGGAUGAAAUUUUGUGUGAUAUUGUCCCAAUGCAGGCUGCUCAUGUGUUGUUAGGUCGACCGUGGCAAUUUGAUAGAAAAAUCAACUUUGAUGGAAUGACGAACACUUAUAUGUUUCACAUGGAUGGAGCUAGAUAUGUCUUAUCUCCUUUGGCUCCUAAACAGGUGGAAGAAAUACUAUCGAAAUCAAGGAAGGUGUCAAGAGAGGCGAAAUCAGUUCCAUCUUCCCCCUGUCAAAAAUCGAAGCCCCCACCUCCUCCAAUCUCCCUUUCCACGUCAUUUUCAUCUCCAAAACCAGCAAAGGAAACACCACAUCAACCCUCUCUUUUUGCAACAAAAAAUGAGAUUAAGAAGGCAAUAAGAAGGGGAGAUACGUUUCACUUACUUUUCAUUCAUAAGCUUACCUCUGAUUUUGAUUCUUCUCUUUUGUUACACUCUGAAUCAUGUAUUCGUAAUGCCUCUAUUGAUGAAUUGCUUGCUGAUUUUUCAGAUUUAUUCCCUAAAGAGAUGCCAAAAGGAUUGCCACCACUUAGAGGUAUUGAGCAUCAAAUCGACUUUGUAUUGCCACCACUUAGAGGUAUUGAGCAUCAAAUCGACUUUGUCCCCCCACCACUUAGAGGUAUUGAGCAUCAAAUCGACUUUGUCCCCGGAUCUACUUUGCCAAACCGACCUCAAAUCGACUUUGUCCCCGGAUCUACUUUGCCAAACCGACCAGCUUACAAAACCAUCCCCGGAUCUACUUUGCCAAACCGACCAGCUUACAAAACCAGUCCCAUAAAAGCAAGGGAGAUCCAGAAACAGGUUGAAGAGCUUCUUGAGAUGGGCCAUAUUCGAGAAAGCUUGAGUCCAUUUCCCAUUCCUCGACUUGAUGAUAUGCUUGAUGAACAUAGAUUUCCCAUUCCUCGACUUGAUGAUAUGCUUGAUGAACUGCAUGGAGCUAAGUACUUUAGCAAAGUGGAUUUGAAACGAGGAUAUCAUCAAAUCAGGAUGAAAGAAGGUGAUGAGUGGAAAACUGCCUUCAAAACAAAGCAUGGUUUAUAUGAUGAGUGGAAAACUGCCUUCAAAACAAAGCAUGGUUUAUAUCAGUGCAAGUCACAAGAAAAACACUUGAAACACCUUCGAUUAGUCUUUCUUGAACUUAGGGCUGCACAGUUGUAUGCCAAUCUUGAGAAGUGUUCUUUUAUGUCUGAGAGUGUUGAGUUUUUAGGAUUUCAUGUCAGUAUAGAAGGUGUGACCAUGGAUUCAAAAAAGGUUGAAGCUAUCACAAGUUGGCCAACGCCAACUAAUAAACUCACCACCGCUCCAGUUCUAGUUUUGCCUUGUUUUGAUAAAACUUUUGAACUAGAAUGUGAUGCUUCUGGCAUUGGAAUCGGUGCUGUACUGAUGCAGGAUAAACGCCCCAUUGCCUAUUUUAGUGAGAAGUUGGGUGGCACAACACUAAACUAUCCCACCUAUGAUAAAGAACUUUAUGCCAUUAUAAGAGCCUUGGAAACAUGGCAACAUUAUUUAUGGUUUAAAGACUUUAUUUUACACACUGAUCAUGAGGCCUUAAAACAUUUGAAAGGCCAGGGUAAGUUGAAUAAGAUACAUGCUAAAUGGCUCGAGUUCAUUAAAGCUUUUCCUUAUAAAAUUGCCUACAAGAAAGGUACGGAAAACAAAGUGGCUGAUGCUUUAUCUAGGAGAUAUACUUUACUUGCUACUUUACAUGCUAAGUUUCUUGGUUUUGAUUUCAUUAAGUCUCUCUAUGCUAGUGAUACAGAAAAUAGAGUGUGCAUUCCUAAUUGUUCCUUGCGUGUGAGUUUGAUCUCUGAAUCACAUGGAGGUGGUCUUAUGGGACACUUUGGUAUCUCUAAAACUUAUGAUGCAUUGCAUGAACACUUCUAUUGGCCUAGAUUGAAAAAAGAUGUUGAGACUUUUGUCAAUAAUUGUACUACAUGUCACCAUGCUAAGUCUAAAUCACUUCCCCAGGGGCUUUACACACCACUCUCUGUUCUUAGUGGCCCAUGGCUUGACAUUUCAAUGGAUUUUGUUCUAGGGUUACCUAUGAGUUCUAAGAGAAAAGAUUCCAUUUUUGUUGUAGUUGAUCGUUUUAGUAAGAUGGCCAGAUUUAUUGCUUGCACUAAAACUGAUGAUGCAACUCAUAUUGCUAAUCUUUUCUUUGCUGAGAUUGUCAAACUGCAUGGCAUCCCUAAGACUAUUGUUUCUGAUAGAGAUACUAAAUUUCUUAGCCACUUUUGGCGUGUUCUAUGGGCUAAAAUUGGGACUAAGUUGCUAUUUUCUACUACUUGUCAUCCUCCAACGGAUGGACAAACAGAAGUCGUUAAUAGAACCUUAUCCCAAGUUGAGUUUGCCUCACGUUGA